UAGUCCCGGGCAUGACGUUAAACUGCGUCCACAGACCGAGUGGUCCCCUUCUACCAAGAGCCAACAGCCUCUUCGGAGGGUGGAUGAGCUGGUGGAGGUCCAGGGCACCCUCAUGCCCUUGGAGUGAGAAAUCACCCCUAAAGGCGGAUGAACCCGGAUGGGUCAACGGCAUAGGAUGCGGAAGGCAAGGGGAAUCCACCGCAUUAAAGAUCCUCAGGAUUUCCCAAGUAUCAGCAGCUCAAGAGCUGCUGCCAACCAAUCCUAGGAUUGAUUACAACAGAAGAAGAAGUCUGCUUACCAGGGUUUCAGAGGUCCUUGCUGCCUCCGUCAUCACUGCCCUAAAAGCCAGAAGAAAAUCAUCCUCGAAUGGAUCUCUGCUGGAAACCGAUAGAACAAGCAGCGAAAUUGUAAAAUUUGACCUCCGGAGUGUCCAUGAGCAAUUAUAUUUCCUACAAACCUUCAGCUUGACCGUCACUGGCAGCCGACCGUGAGGGUGUAACAACGAUAUAAAGAUACCAUGAUGGCGUGACCUCUUGACAUCAAGUUAUAUGCCGGAAAUUUUGUAGUGUCCUGCAAGUUCUGACGUAAGGUAAUACCUGUAUAAUUAAUGUUUUCAAGGAUCGCAUCCCCUUUGC
Zootermopsis nevadensis is the source of this 635-nucleotide messenger RNA. Lineage: Eukaryota; Metazoa; Arthropoda; Insecta; Blattodea; Termopsidae. The record is from RefSeq and is a predicted model, not a curated record.